AUGAAGGAACCGCUAGAACCAAAAAAUUUUGAUACCGUUCAUCUACUUUGCGGGCCUCUUGGUUUAAAGCGAUCGAUGCUUGCUUUUGUUGGAAUUAAGCUUGUUCUUGCGAUUCUUGGAAUAUUUUUACCGAUACUUCAAAUCAUCUUAAUUCUUGUAUGCAAGGAAUAUACUUAUCUAGAUCCAGGCAUUAAAAAUUUGACUCCAAUUACUUUUUGUGUUUUACUGAUUAUCUUUAACACGGUCAAUGCAAUUGUGUUCUUCUUCUUUGUUCAAGCAGUUAGAAAGGAACAUGCAGCUAGUGUCCUACCAUAUCUCGUCCUUAAUGGAGUUUAUAUAAUCUUCUAUACCUUCAUCACCGUAGCAGCUAUGUCACCAUUUAUGUUCCUCGGCUUAUUAUUUUAUCUUUAUAUCUAUUUGUGUGCAUUUUCUUUGUAUACAAUUUUUUCAGAUGCCGAACAGCAUCAUGCUGUUUAG
Molecule: messenger RNA, 477 nt
Organism: Chironomus riparius
Lineage: Eukaryota; Metazoa; Arthropoda; Insecta; Diptera; Chironomidae
Source: the annotation of a GenBank genome assembly